AUGUCUGCGCCCCAGAGCAAAGCUGUUCCUCCAAAACUCAAAAAACUGAAGAGCCUGACAGCGGAAGUGGGAGCAAAGGUUUCUUUGAAAUGUGAAGUGAGUGCUGGAAAUCCCCAGCCAUCGUACAAAUGGUUCAAAAAUGGCAAAGAACUGAAAAAGAGCAAAGAUAUCAGAAUAAAAUAUGGCAAUGGAAAGAAAAAUUCCAGAUUGCAGUUCAAUAAAGUGAGAGUGGAAGACGCUGGGGAAUACAGCUGUGAGGCAGAGAACGUCCUGGGCACAGACACCGUGAGAGGCCGCCUCAGUGUGCGAAGUGUCACCACGAGUCUGACCUCUGGGCCGGGACAUACUCGACAGUGCAAUGAAACCGUCAGGUCCUACUGCGUCAACGGAGGAGUAUGCUACUACAUCGAGGGCAUAAACCAGCUGUCAUGCAGGUGUCCGAACGAAUUCACAGGGGACCAGUGUCAGAACUUCGCAAUGGCCAGCUUUUCCAAGCAUCUUGGAUUAGAAUUAAAGGAAGCCGAGGAGCUGUAUCAGAAGAGAGUUCUAACCAUUACGGGGAUUUGUGUGGCAUUGCUUGUUGUGGGAAUAGUGUGUGUGGUAGCGUACUGUAAAACCAAAAAACAGAGAAAUCAAAUGCACAAUCAUUUGCGGCAAAAUAUGUGUGCAGCGCAUCAGAACAGGAGCCUCGCAAAUGGCCCAAGCCAUCCCCGCCUGGACCCGGAGGAGCUCCAGAUGGCCGACUACAUGUCCAAAAACGGCCCUGCCACUGAGCAUGUGAUACGCAGAGAAACGGGGACCACCUUUUCGGGGAGCCGUUCCUGCUCGCCGUCACAUCCCUCCUCCACGGGAACACCUGCUUCGAGCCAAAGACAUGAAAGCCACACGUGGAGCUUGGAGCGGACAGAAAGCCUGACGUCCGAUUGUCAGUCCGGGAUCCUCCUGUCUUCGGUGGGAACCAGCAAAUGCAACAGCCCCGCCUGCGUGGAAGCUCGCGCCCGCCGGGAAGCGGCUUACUCCGCCGAGGAGCAGAGGAGGCCGACGGUUCAGUACAGAGACUCUGUGGACUCCCUCCGAGAUUCGCCCCACAGCGAGAGGUACGUGUCCGCCUUGACCACGCCAGCCCGCCUGUCCCCCGUCGACUUCCACGGCCCGGCCGCGGCCCACACGCCCACCUUCGAGAUCACCUCUCCCAACGCGGCGCACGCGGCCUCACUGCCCCCGGCCGCCUGCAGCGGCUUCCGUGUGGAGGAGCAGCCCCCGACUCUGCCCCGCAGGCCCCUCCCGGAGGCGCAGAGGUACGGCGGCUGCUACCAGAGGCGCAGCUACCUGGACGAGAGCACGGGCAGCCUGCCCUCCAGCCCCUUCCGCAUCGCCGAGGACGACGACUACGAGACCACGCACGAGUACUCCGGCGUGCUGGACCCGCCGCGGCGGACGGGAGGCGGCAGCCGGCGGUGGAGGAAGUCGAAGCUGAACGGGCAGCUGGCGCGCAGGGGCAAGAUGCUCCGGGACUCCUUUUCCAUGAGCAGCGCCUCACACAGCGAGUCGGACGAGGAGCUGGUGGCCGAGAGCACCCCCUUCCUCGGCCUCCGGGACGCCGAGGCCCUGCACACGGAUCCGCCCCUCCUGCGUCGCCCGGCCGAGAGCAGGACGUGCUGUUCCUUCAGCCGGCGUGGCGCGGGCGGUGGCGGGCGGCUGGGGUGCAGCAGCUCCAGCCAGGACUCCGCGCCGCCCUAG
Molecule: messenger RNA, 1740 nt
Organism: Varanus komodoensis (Komodo dragon)
Lineage: Eukaryota; Metazoa; Chordata; Lepidosauria; Squamata; Varanidae
Gene: NRG2
Product: neuregulin 2
Exons: 11
Coding region: 1-1740 (579 amino acids)
Biological process (GO): intracellular signal transduction; animal organ development; nervous system development
Molecular function (GO): signaling receptor binding
Source: RefSeq, a predicted model, not a curated record